AUGUUCAUCAACGCAAGAAUCGCCCUCACCAUUCUCUUCGCCGCCUGGGUAUUCAGCACCCUUGGGGGCUUCUUCCUCCCUGCUGUAUACGCCGCCGUCACUGCCAUUGUGACUCAGCCUUCCUACAUGGACAAGGUCACUGUUUGGCAGACGCUCAUCGGCUUCUCCUUUCUCGCCGGCUGGGCUGACUCAAGCUUCGCUUGGGCAGCCAUCACGACAUGUUUCCUCGGGUGGUUUACAAUUCCAACCACCGUGAUUCUCGCCUUCCAGCAGCCAAUCCUUUCUGGAGGUGAGAUGAUGGGUCCAACACCACUCAUGCCUGGCUCUUUCCCCGCAGAGCAGGAUUCGGUAAUGGUCGCCACAGACUCGGUCUUAUCUGCCGUCGAUGAUGAUGAUGACGAGUUCGGUCCGCUCCCCGACUGUUAUUACGACCCUGCAUACAUUGCGCAAAUGUUGGCGGAAAUGGAGCGCAUUGGCCGGGAGCACUUCGCUAUGCUUGAGGUAAGUGUCCCAUCCAUCUCUGAACUUGACUUCGACUUUGGCUAACGGGUAUCAGGCCAAGGAAAAGAAAGAGCGAUACCUCCGAGAGCUCAAGGAUGAUUUCCGCCCAGGAACCAUCCAGGAUCGUGAGGCUCGCUACCAAGCCUGGUGUGAGUGUGAGAGAGCCGGGAAGGUUUGCUAG
Molecule: messenger RNA, 682 nt
Organism: Hymenoscyphus albidus
Lineage: Eukaryota; Fungi; Ascomycota; Leotiomycetes; Helotiales; Helotiaceae
Source: the annotation of a GenBank genome assembly